Messenger RNA from Polypterus senegalus (gray bichir), 514 nucleotides. RefSeq names its product retinol-binding protein 2-like. Gene Ontology annotation, cellular component: nucleus; cytosol. Lineage: Eukaryota; Metazoa; Chordata; Cladistia; Polypteriformes; Polypteridae. Gene Ontology annotation, molecular function: fatty acid binding. Gene Ontology annotation, biological process: fatty acid transport. The coding region runs from base 56 to 463 and encodes 135 amino acids. The transcript is spliced from 4 exons. The record is from RefSeq and is a predicted model, not a curated record.
CAUCAGGGAUCACCCUUGCACCUUAACACGCAUAUAAAAAAAAAUAAUAAAAAAAAUGCCUGCCGACUACAAUGGAACGUGGGAGAUGGAAAGCAACGAAAACUUUGAAGGCUACAUGAAAGCUCUUGAUAUUGACUUUGCAACACGUAAAAUAGCUCUACACCUGAAUCAGACUAAAGUGUUUUCUCAGAACGGUGAUAAAUUUGAGACAAAAACACUGAGCACAUUCCGAAACUAUGAACUGAAUUUUACUGUAGGAGUCGAAUUUGAAGAGCACACCAAAGGGCUGGACAACAGGAAGGUCCAAACACUUGUGACGUGGGAUGGCGAUAAACUAAUCUGUGUACAGAAAGGCGAAAAAAAGAACAGAGGUUGGAAACACUGGAUUGAAGGUGACAAACUACACUUGGAGGUGACGUGCGAGGACCAAGUGUGCCAUCAGGUUUUCAAGAAGAAAAAUUAAAGCUUUUUUAGUAUCUUUUUGUUUGUGUCUUUAACACAGUAAGUUUUAAUA